CAGCAGGUCUGGGAGAAGGUAGCACGUCUGGUGAACAGGUCAGGGUUCCAUAGCCGCAGGCAGAUGAGUUAAACCAAUAGAUGUAAAGACAAUCAUGCAAGCAACACCAAAACCGCUAUAACUAUCUUCUGUUCACUCUUCAUGUGGGUGUGAGGCCACCGUACGCUACAUAUUUUCCGCAUUCAAAAGCAAGCCCUCAAGAGCGCGCGCAGAAUGCGCACCAGGACUCCGAGAUCAUUUCGCUCGCGGUGAAAUUACAACUAAGCUUGCCUUGCCUUUCAGAGUGGAGAAGAGAAGAAUUCGUCCACCACGAAGUCGUCUCUAUAAUACGUUCAUUCUACUUUUAGAGACUACUGGUAUACGUUUGCAUAAAAAAAAACAGGCCUCUGACUGUGCCAGCUCCAGUGGGUGGCGCUACAUUGGGCCCCUCUCUCUGCCCGCUCAGCACUGAUGGGACAGACAUCCUGGAGGAAUCCUUGACGACCCCUCUGUCUUCCUCCGCCCUCCCUCUUUCUCCUCCUCCUCCUCUUUCAUUAGACUCUCCUCCUCCCCCGGUCUCUUCUCUCAGCGCUGGGAUCAUUACUCAACCCUUCUGAAGAAUGGAACACAGUAGCUGGCAUGGAUAAACUGGGUCUGCCUGCCAAAGCAGAAAGGGAGAAAGAGAGAGUGAAAGAAAAGCGAGCUAGAGCAAAACCUGUGAGCAAAAGAAGAGAGCAACAUAUUAAAAAUGCCCUUAAGGGAGAAGAUCGACAACUGCACUUGAGCAGUAUGAGCUAGAAGACCUGCGCAAACCUGCCCACCUGGAUCUGUGGAUCUGUAAACACACACACACACACGUCUGUCUUACAGUUGCAGCAGAAGAAGGCUCCUACCCUGCCCUACACUUUGGGGUGUUUUCAGCGUUAUUCCCUGCCGUAACAUACCUGUGUGAGGAGGAGUGGACAAAAGUGGAGAGGAAAUUCAGCAACUCUUAGAGGACAGUGGAAGUUGAUAAAAAUGCUUCUUUGUUAAAAACAGCGUGUUUCGGCCCAUAACCUUUAUCAGGGUUUUAGUAGUGAACAGGACACCACCACCAUGCCGGCUAAAAGGAAAUACCUGUUGAAUGAACAGGAGCUGAAACAUGAGGCCCUGUACAGGAAGUUCUCCUGUAUCAGCCAGUACCAGCCUCUGGUGCUGCUACUGGGCCUCUCCAUGCUGUCCUGCGGAGUCCUCAUCAUCCUCUUCUUCGCCCUGCAGCUGAGUGCGGAGGAGCACUGUGCAUUUGUGAGCGUGGUGAGCUGCAGCUUGUGCGUGUUCCUGGCUGUGUUUGUGCUGGUGUGUACAGAGACCCUGACCCAGCGCUGGAGGAGACUGCUGGGCCUGGUGGUCUGGGCCACUCACCUCACCAUGGGAUUCACCUUCAUCUUCAGCGGACCCCUCAUCCUGCCCUGGGACCAGGUUCCCUUCUUCUUGUUCAUCAUCUUCACAGUGUACACCAUGCUGCCUUUCCAGAUGUGCUAUGCUGUGGUGCUCAGUGUGAUCUCCUCACUCUCUCACAUCAUGGUCCUCACUCUACGCCUCACUGUCUUCAACAUGCAAGACCCCAGCCCCUUUCUGGCCAAUCAGCUGCUGUCCAAUGCGGUGGUGUUUCUGUGUGGCAGUGUGGUGGGGGCCUUCCAUAAGGUCCUGAUGGAGAGAACACUAAGACAGACCUUCCAGGAUACACUCCGAUGUCUGGGCAUCCGCAUGAAGCUGGAGAUAGAAAAGAGACAGCAGGAAAACCUGCUGCAGUCUGUGCUGCCGGUCUACAUCUCCAUGAAGAUGAAGCUGGCCAUCAUGGAGCGUCUGCAAGACUGCAAGGACAAAGAAGAGCAGCAACGACUCGUCAAAGACAACAACUUCCACAGUCUCUACGUCAAGAGACACGAGAACGUCAGUAUUCUGUAUGCUGACAUUGUGGGCUUUACCCGAUUGGCCAGCGACUGCUCUCCGAAGCAGCUGGUCAUCAUGCUCAACGAGCUGUUUGGGAAAUUUGACCAGAUUGCAAAGGAGAACGAGUGCAUGAGAAUCAAGAUUUUGGGAGACUGCUACUACUGUGUGUCUGGCCUGCCUGUCUCCCUGCCCAUGCAUGCCAAGAACUGUGUGAAGAUGGGUCUGGACAUGUGUGAGGCCAUCAAACUGGUGCGCGAGGCCACAGGUGUGGACAUUAACAUGAGAGUGGGCGUGCACUCCGGCAACGUGCUCUGCGGUGUGAUUGGCCUCCGCAAGUGGCAGUUUGACGUGUGGUCACAUGACGUCACCCUGGCCAAUUAUAUGGAGUCUGGAGGCUUACCUGGGCGUGUCCACAUCACUGAGGCCACCCUGAAUCACCUGAACAAGGCCUAUGAGGUGGAGGAGGGGAACGGUGGGCUAAGAGAUGCCUACCUGAAGGAGCUCAACAUACAGACAUACCUUGUCAUCGAUCCUCGUUCUAAGGACCAGGCUCUGAACAGCCGCAUUUUGCUUAAGCCACGUGUGAAUGACGGGCUGAAGAUGCGGCCAUCAGUGAGAAUGACCCGUUACCUGGAGUCCUGGGGCGCCGUCAAACCCUUCGCCCACCUACAGAGCAGAGAGGGGUACACCACAGACCCCAUGGUCAAUGUAAAAUCACGCUGCAAGGACAUCCCCCUGCGCACGAAGAUCACUGAGAGCUUUGAUGAGUCUGUAGAGGAGCCCUUCUCCUCGCCCGCCCCUCCGCUCAGCACCUAUAAGAACAAGUCCCAGAAGAGCAAGUUUGAUGAGGAGCUGCACAAUGAGAUGACCACCACCAUCGAUGAGCUCAGCAGCAAGCAGUGGGUGAAGUCUGAGGAGAUUAGCAGUCUGGCUGUGUGGUUCCCUAAGAAAGAGCUGGAGAAACAGUACCGAGCCAUUGAUCUGCCCAUGUUCAAGCACUACAUCGGCUGUGCCACCUUCAUCUUCUUCUGCAUCUUUGUGGUUCAGAUGUUUGUGACAAAAGAUUCCAAAAUGUUGGGCAUUUGGUUUGGAGUGCUGGCCUGUGUCCUCCUGUUGACCCUGGGCAUCUGUUUCGCAGGUCACCUGCAGCGGUUGUUUCCGGAGAAGUUGUCGUCCUGCCAGUGGCUGCCUGCUGUGUCCGAGGCGGUGGUCAGGAGGCCGUGUGUGCGCCUCCCUCUGGUCACUAUCACCACUGCGGUCAUCAUCAUCCUAGCAGUCUUCAACCUGUGCUUCAUCCAGACGAAGUCACCGUGUGAUAUCAAUGGUAACCCUGAUCUGAUUCGGUGGAACAACUCCAGUGAGCAGCAUCUAGACAGCCUGUUCUACCUGCCGUACUCUGUGUUCAGCUGUAUCCUGGCUCUCAUAGCUUGUGGAGUGUUCCUGAGGGUGAGCUUUGAGCUCAAAGUGGUCUUCCUCACCCUGGCCUCCACAGCCUACUACAUCAUCAUCCUCAGCUCCAAGGCUGAUCUCUUCAGCUGCUAUGAACGCAUGCUUUACAACCAACUCAAUAAAAACAGCACUGAGGACUCUGGGACCAUUCUGAGGGCAUUGGGGCUGGUCAAACACCCCGAGGUGAUGAGCUGCAUAUACAUCACCUUGUUCCUGGUCACCAUGCUCAUCAUCUCACAACAGAAUGAGUCAUGCUUCCGCCAGGACUUCCUUCUGAAGAACAAGAACCGUACGGAGCAGGAUGAGAUCGAGACCAGGGAGAACCUGAACCGCCUGCUCCUGGAGAACGUGCUGCCGGCCCAUGUGGCCGCACUGUUUGUCGGGGAGAAUAAAAAGAACGAGGUGGGAUUCCUCACAAACACUUUACUUACUGAGAAGUACAAGGAUCUGUACUACAAGUCAUAUGACUGUGUGUGCGUGAUGUUCGCCUCGGUACCGGACUUCAAAGAGUUCUACACGGAGUGUGACAUCAACAAGGAAGGUCUGGAGUGUCUGAGGCUCCUCAACGAGAUCAUAGCAGACUUCGAUGAGCUUCUGUCCAAACCCAAGUUCAGUGGAGUUGAGAAGAUCAAGACCAUCGGAAGCACUUAUAUGGCGGCCGCAGGGCUGAGUGGCACCCCAGGACAGGAAAAGAACCAGGAUCGAGAUAGGCAGCAGGCACAGAUAGGGAACAUGGUAGAGUUUGCCAUUGCCCUCAUUGGCAAGCUGGACGGCAUCAACAGACACUCCUUCAACAGUUUUAGGCUGCGUGUGGGCAUUAACCAUGGGCCUGUAAUUGCUGGGGUGAUUGGAGCCAGAAAACCUCAGUAUGACAUCUGGGGCAACACUGUCAACGUGGCCAGUAGGAUGGAGAGCACUGGAGAGCUUGCCAAGAUUCAGGUCACAGAGGAGACGUCGGACGUGCUCCAGAAGCUGGGCUACUCCUGUGAGUGCCGAGGCCUCAUCAACAUCAAGGGAAAAGGCGAGCUGACGACUUUCUUUGUGUGCACGGACAUGAGCAAGCAGCAGGGAAUGGGCCUGAGCUGAGGUCUAAGGUGAGCACACUACUGUGUGGACUCUGGGCCUGGAGGCUCAUACGUGUGCUGGGUCGGUCGCAGGACAUCACAGGACACAGUCUAGCAUUCAGCACAGACUAAUUAAACGAAUGCACACAAGUUAACAUUCUUAGAGUAAACCUACCAGAGCACACAACUAUAAUCCAUCUCAGUGCUUCAGUCAGCGAUGAUCCUGACCGGACCAGAACAAGACAUGAGAACAUGACCUUGUGGUCCUAGAGGUUAUAUUUAGGAUUGUUUGUUUCCAGGAAUCCCUUUGGGAUUUUUGGAGAUCCAGUUCAAAUGUGUGCAUUCAAUUGGACUGACAUGGAGGUUACGUAAAGCACUGGUCGUCAUCAUACUGGAUUCUAUCACCUGAUAUUCGUAGAACCUUGCUGGAAUAUUGAGAUGCACAAAAAACAUCUUCAGUCCGCUCUUAAAACUGAGCUGUUUAUCAAGCAAAUGGUGACAAAAACAAUGGAGUGAGUGCUGCUGCAUGUUGAGUGACAGAAGUGUACAUACUCUCCGUCAUGGUUUUCUAGACCUUAAAAGGUAGACUAAGCGAAAUAACGUUGUCACAAGCUGCACCGCAGAUAUUGCGAUGAGUGAGAUGCAAGACGUUCUCUCUCACAGUCAAACAGUAUCUGCACGGAACCAAAACAGCGGAGAAGUUUAACCUUGCGCUUCAACGCUCUGUUGUGGAAAUUGACCCACUAUGCUGUUUACUUUGGGCAUCUACAUCGUAUCGCUGAGUCUACCUUUAACACAGUUUGUGUUCGUUGAACAGUCACCCUUUAAUAAUUUCUUAUUUUUCAGUUUGGCUCAUAUGACCAUGGGACUAAAUGUAAAUAUUGUAGCCAAAUAUCUUGCCUCCUGAAACAGCUGUGAGACCGAUGGACAGUCUGUUCUAUUACUGUGUAAUGGACAGUCUGUUCUAUUACUGUGUAAUGGACAGUUUUAUAUGGUGUGAGGUGUACGGUUUACCGAUUUUGUCUUUCAAAUUAUCUUAGAACACACGCCUGAUGACGACUAAGUGUUAUAUGCACAAUAUAAUCAAUUCUGAAGAGUAAAACUAAACAUUCUGGUGACUUGUCAUGUAUGAAAAGUUAUCUUUAGAGAGCCUAACUCAGUGCUUCAGCCAGAUUCAGCCAUAUUAGUUUUAAAUGUAUAGAUUGCAUUGACUGGCCAACAUGAACCUGCAGUGUGUCUUAUAUGCUGCCUGUCUGCACAUGCUUUCUGGGAAUCGCCUGUCAAACUGACAUUCUACUUGGUGUCCUUUGUUGACCUGCUGUCAAACAAUCAACUGUCGCUUAUUGUUGCAGUUAACAUUAUCAGACGAACACACAGGUUAUAAUAAUGUGAAAAUGACAAUGCCGUUUUAGUGUAAGCGCCAUUUUGAAAAGACCACCUGAAAUCUCAGCCUGUUUGGUGGGAUAGAGUUUUGGCCUGGCAGUAAAUUAGUUAAGACCAAUAAGAAAGAGUUCCAAUCCUCUCGGCCAAUAACAGCUUGUUUUCAGUUCUCCCCUCCCCAAUCACACCACUGACAGUCCUAGCAAAGAGCAAAUUAGCUGUUUGUUUGACCAUUGUUUAAUUGAAAACAAUCACAGUAACAUACUUGUUACCCAGAAAUGAUUUGAUAACGUCAGCAUUGGACCUUUUAAGAUACAUUCUUCUCUGUGCCUCAAAACUGACUUGUUCUGUGGCCUUACUCAACGUCUGACUGCCAAACGAAUGUGUCUGUCGUGUUGCUUUCAUGUUAUGCUGUCUGAGGAAUGUGUGAGUUUGCAUUUUGUACAGUUGCGAUGUAAUAAAUUGUUUUGCAAGUCA
Messenger RNA from Coregonus clupeaformis (lake whitefish), 6281 nucleotides. RefSeq names its product adenylate cyclase type 2-like. The coding region runs from base 1075 to 4446 and encodes 1123 amino acids. Gene Ontology annotation, biological process: intracellular signal transduction; cAMP biosynthetic process; adenylate cyclase-activating G protein-coupled receptor signaling pathway. Gene Ontology annotation, molecular function: adenylate cyclase activity. Gene Ontology annotation, cellular component: plasma membrane. The transcript is spliced from 27 exons. Lineage: Eukaryota; Metazoa; Chordata; Actinopteri; Salmoniformes; Salmonidae. The record is from RefSeq and is a predicted model, not a curated record.